Messenger RNA from Perca flavescens (yellow perch), 2976 nucleotides. RefSeq names its product RAS related 2 (gene rras2). Gene Ontology annotation, cellular component: membrane. Bases 383 to 991 code for a protein of 202 amino acids. The transcript is spliced from 6 exons. The record is from RefSeq and is a predicted model, not a curated record. Gene Ontology annotation, molecular function: GTPase activity; GTP binding. NCBI's taxonomy places the organism in Eukaryota, Metazoa, Chordata, Actinopteri, Perciformes, Percidae. Gene Ontology annotation, biological process: signal transduction.
GUGGCAGACUACUGUAGGUGGGGUGUUGAGGCAGUCACACGCAGCCUGUAGAAGGGCCCCUAGCGCCAGACAUUAGUACUGGUCUGCCUGAUUACACCUACUAUCGGAUCCACAGCUCGAACAUCACAGUGUUGUCGAGGCAGAAACACGGUCAGGCGUAUGGACAGGCAACCGUAGCUCCGCAGAUCCCUCCCUAUGUAUCCGUGCACCAAACGGACUACACCGACGAGUAAUUUUUGGCACAUAUCUGGACUCUUCUGUACGCUCUGGUCUCUCACACCGCAGGGCCUCUUCAGUUAACAGAAAGAAAGUGGGUGUUUGGUGGUGUUCCGGCAGCAGCAGCAGCAGCAGCGGCGGCGGCGAGCGCAGCGAAGUGUCCUCGAUGGCAGGCUGGAAGGACGGCUCGGUGCAGGAGAAGUAUCGGCUGGUUGUGGUCGGCGGCGGCGGAGUCGGGAAAUCAGCCCUGACUAUCCAGUUUAUUCAGUCGUACUUUGUCACCGACUAUGACCCCACGAUUGAAGACUCUUAUACCAAGCAGUGUGUGAUUGACGAAAGGGCGGCCAGACUUGACAUCCUCGACACGGCUGGACAGGAAGAGUUUGGAGCCAUGAGAGAACAAUACAUGAGGACAGGGGAGGGCUUCCUGCUUGUCUUCUCAGUCACUGACAGAGGAAGCUUUGAAGAAAUCUACAAAUUCCAAAGACAAAUUCUCCGAGUGAAAGACAGAGAUGAAUUCCCUAUGAUCCUUGUAGGAAAUAAAGCAGAUCUGGAACUACAGAGACAAGUAACCCAGGAAGAGGGCCAGCAGCUGGCCAGACAACUGAAGGUCACAUAUAUGGAGGCUUCAGCCAAAAUCCGUAUGAAUGUAGACCAGGCUUUCCACGAGCUGGUUAGAGUAAUCAGGAAAUUCCAAGAACAGGAAUGUCCACCGUCGCCAGAACCUACAAGAAAAGAGAAAGACAAGAGUGGCUGCCAUUGUGUGAUCGUCUGAGUCGGCCUUAUCACUGUAACUCAUGCAGCUACUCUCUACCACCCCACCCACUCUGCCUGACAUCACAUCCUAAGUGGAUGACUGACCGCUGCCUUCUCCACGUGCAUGACUUCAGACAGCCUUUUCUGAAAUACUUUGAUCAGGAACUGCUGUCCCCAGGACAUCACUAUGGACAACUGACAAUGCCAAAUUUUAACACCACUCUACCUUCAGCCCUAAUCUAAUUCACAUGAGAGAGUCCCAACACUAAACAUUGCCUUCUAAAUCAGCCUGACAAAUUAAUGUUUUGUACUCUGAAGGACUUCUCUUGCCUUGAUGUGACAUUUGUACUUGCUACCGAGAUUGAAUGAAAACUAUAUAUCCAGAAUGUUAAUGAGUUUCUUCAGUUUUCCGUGUCUGACCAGAGCAGAGAUUAUCUUAUGAAGCUUUGUGUAUGUUGUGCCAUAUCCACCUUUGCUCCCAUGUGCUAAUCUGCUACUGUACAUAUGUGACAUUUGUUGUGAUUUUCAAAGUGUACUUUUAAUGAUCUAUUAAAUCACCACAGUGCAGUGUGUGAGGUUGAGUUUGGUUUUACGUAUAUGAAAAUGAAUAUAUAAGUAUGUAUAUAAAUAUAAAGCCUAGACAGCCCUUAAAGCUACAAUGAUAGAACUUUCUGGCAUUCUGCAGUGGAUUUUUCUUCUUUGCCUGUGGUUUCUGCUUUCAUCUCAAUUUCCAAAUAUGGAGUGUCUACUGUAUUUGAUUUUUUUAUUUAAAGUCUUAUAGAUUGAACCAUUCUUAUCAUAUGCCAUCUCCUCAGUGUACCGAAAGUAGCAAAUUUGUCUGAAAUCUUUUCCUCGAAGGUGGCGGUUCAGUCAAAAUUGGACAUCAUACAUUGUUUCAGAUUUCUAAGAAGCAGUAGAUGAUUUUAUUGGUAGCACAUUGUGUAUCUUUGACAACUAACAUGAUUUCAGAUCAAAGCACUGAACACUGUAUGUUCUAUAUUCAACUUCUGACAAGUAAUGUUAUCAAAUCCAUUUGUUGCAAAUCAAGAAGCUUUCAGAGCCCCGUUCAGUUCAGAUCAUUCCAAUGUAAUGCAUCUUUUCUGUCAAACAUUUAGUCUACGAUAUAGAUCAAAUCAAAAACUGUUAUAUCAUUCCAAUAACACAGUGGCAUUGUAAUUGUUUUGUGUCCUUGAAUUAUUCUCAUAGAUUACUUUUUUUUUUACCCCCCAAUGAUUUGUCAGUUGGAAAACCAGGACAAGUGGAAGCAUUGAGCCGCACAUCGUAAAAUAGCCGUUUUCCAACGGGACGUGAACUCACCGGACCUGCCACCUGUGGAGCUAUCAUCACCACAGGCACAAAAUGCUGUUCUGCCUCCCCUUUCCACUUCUGUACUUCUGUUCGGGCAUAUAAAUGAAGUACUGCAGUUUUUUUUUCAUGUCAUCAUCUUGUAAUAUAAACAACAAGAAAAUCAGAUGAUGGAGCUAAUGGACUUGAUUAAAUGUUUCUACUCUACUUUUAUACAUUAUUUUCUUAUCAAACUAGUUGACAAGUAUUUUUAUAUGUUUAUAAGUGAAUACACAUUCACAGCAUAGCUGUGUAUAUAUGUAAAGAGGAAUAUUUAAUUAUCUUGAUUAUUUUAAACUGAAGAUAACUGUUGGCCCAAAUUUACAAAAUUGGACUCUUCACCCAGAUGUGACCAGAAGGUUAUUUCUUAUUGUGGCUUCGUAAUGGAGAAUAUAUUUAUCUUUGAGGUGUUCACCACCAGCUCAGAGCGUAAAAUUCCAGGUCAGGUGGGAGAGGGUCUUAGAAAUGAUUCUGGUCUUUAGGAGCUUAAAACUACAUGAAGGAAUUAUUAUAAUCAGUGAGUUUUGAAAUACCCACUUCCCAUCUUAUUGGAAAUCCUAGUGUACAUCCAAAUCAUACUGUUUCUUUCUUUUUCUUCCAUAUCGGUGUCUUGCCCUGUGUCUAGCUUUUGGUGCAAAAAUAAAAUCUGUCAUUGAGCCA